AUGUUUAAAAAUUCUCUUACUUGUGGAGUGUUAACUAUUUUGUUGAUUUCAAUGACGGUAACAGCUAGAACUGCAAAGAAUCUUGAAGAUGAUAAAUUGAGAGCAUUACGUCAACAGUUCAAUAACAUCGCGUCAAAUAUGAAAUGCAACCGGAAAAGUGUCAAACUUUUCAAAUCAUCAGAUUGCUGGCAUGUCAUGCCGAAGUACGCCUGUUCAAGAAAAAAACAAAGAAGAAACCUCGAAUACAUUAGAAGCGUGGCAAUGGAACUGGAAUCAUGCAACCCUAGUUUCACUGAACACUGGGAAAGAUCAAGGCGGAGAGCGUUAAGAGUUGCAAAAAAGAAACAUAAUCAUCGCGAGUUACACUUUUUAGCGUCCGUUCACGCGAACAUCAGAAGAAAACGGCUGAUUGGUGGUACCGAUACCACAAUCGAAGAGCAUCCCUACCAAGUGGCCAUCGAGUACGAUCGCGAGGGAAGCGAUUGCAAUGGGGCCAUAACAUCAAAAAAUUACGUUUUAACAGCUGCCCAUUGCGUGCAUAACAUAGCGGGUGGCAUAAAAAUUCGCUCUGGGUCCUCGUUCAGAGAGGAAGGUGGUACCGUUCACGACGUAAUCGACGUAAUCGUACCCGAGUCGUAUCGCACCAACGAGUUCGACAACACGGAGUCCGACAUCGGCUUGGCCCGCGUGAAUCCCCCAUUCAGCUUCAGCGACACUUGCAGGCCGAUCGAUAUAAAUAAGGAGGUGGUGUCCAGUGACUACGAACCAAAUGUGAAACCCGUUUUGACGGGCUGGGGUCACGUGGAUCAUAAAUACACCAAGCCACACCAGUUGAAGGCUUUGACGAUUCCCUGGCUCAGCAAGAGGUUGUGCAACGCGCUUUACCGGAAAUUCGGUGGUUUGUACGAAGGUCAAAUAUGUGCUGGAUACGUCGGAAUGAGCCAUAAGAAUGCGUGCCCUGGCGAUUCGGGGGCUCCUCUGGUGACGAAUGGCGUACUCGUUGGCAUUGUUAUUUACGGCGAAGGCAACUGUGGACUUCUGGACUAUCCAACUGUGUACACGGAAGUGGCUUACUUCCAUGACUGGAUAAACACUAUGAUGAACUCCACAUUACGACAAAAGCGAGAUUAUUACGCGUAUAACUGA
This is a messenger RNA of Copidosoma floridanum, 1146 nucleotides long. RefSeq names its product trypsin-1. The record is from RefSeq and is a predicted model, not a curated record. Lineage: Eukaryota; Metazoa; Arthropoda; Insecta; Hymenoptera; Encyrtidae.